AUGGUGUGCGCGAAGUGCGAGGUGAAACUGAAACGGGUGAUCACCCCGGACCCGUGGAUGCAAAAAGUCAACGCCUCUGCGAAGAGCAGCGGUACUACGAGUACGAAACUCAACGAAAACAAAGCUUUAUCCUCUUCCAAAAACUACGUCCUCGGCUCUCAACAGUGUCAAGUGUGUAAAAAAUCGCUCCACCAACCCGGUCUGUUUUGCCAACCGUGCGCGUUUCAGCAAGGGAAAUGCGCGAUGUGCGGGGUCGAAGUCCAAGACGUGUCCAUGCAUAACGUCGGCGGGGAUUUGGAGAGGAAGUUGAGAGAGAAGACGACGAGAGAGAAGUCGGAGAAGUUGAUGAAAUUGGAAAAGUUGGAGGAAGAGAGAGACAAGGAGGAGGAAGAGAAGAGGGAAAGGAAAAAGAGGAAAAGAGAAGAGAAGGAAAAGGAGAAGGAAGAGAGUAAAGAAAAAGGCGAGGAAGAGAAGACGGUUGCUAAAAUCGAACCAACUGGGGCGACAAACUUGGUCGGUUCGCUAUUGCAACAAUCCGCCGGUUCGACGACGCCGACGACAUCUUGGCAAUACGACGGCAAAAGCGGGUAUUACUUCGACGCGUCGAAGAUGCAGUAUUACGAUCCGAAGACCAAGUUGUACUUUUGUUGCAGAACGAAUAAAUGGUUGAAGCCGGAAAACGAAAAACCGAAAAAUGGGACGUUCAAGAGCGGCGCGAGAAAGCCGGACAAGUUCGGUUUGUGA
Bathycoccus prasinos is the source of this 744-nucleotide messenger RNA. RefSeq lists its product with no specific name. The transcript has a single exon. Bases 1 to 744 code for a protein of 247 amino acids. Lineage: Eukaryota; Viridiplantae; Chlorophyta; Mamiellophyceae; Mamiellales; Bathycoccaceae. The record is from RefSeq and is a predicted model, not a curated record. Gene Ontology annotation, biological process: cytoplasmic microtubule organization. Gene Ontology annotation, molecular function: microtubule binding.